Molecule: messenger RNA, 108 nt
Organism: Nipponia nippon (crested ibis)
Lineage: Eukaryota; Metazoa; Chordata; Aves; Pelecaniformes; Threskiornithidae
Source: RefSeq, a predicted model, not a curated record
AUGACUAAAGGUAACAGAGAAGAUCCAAAAACUGGUAGUAGGAUGGAACGCUUUCAACAAGGAGUUCGGAAACGUACACUUCUGGCAAAAAAAAAAGUGCAGAGCAUA